This is a messenger RNA of Pogonomyrmex barbatus (red harvester ant), 4365 nucleotides long. It is a transcript of the gene svp, whose product is annotated as COUP transcription factor 2. Lineage: Eukaryota; Metazoa; Arthropoda; Insecta; Hymenoptera; Formicidae. Gene Ontology annotation, biological process: regulation of DNA-templated transcription. The record is from RefSeq and is a predicted model, not a curated record. Gene Ontology annotation, molecular function: zinc ion binding; sequence-specific DNA binding; DNA-binding transcription factor activity.
UGCUGCUGCUGCUGCUGCUGCUGCUGUUGCUGCUGUUGCUGAUGCUCGGCGCUGCGAGCGCGCGACGGAGGGACGACACCAUCACGCAUACCAUCGCGCAAUACGCAUCCGGAGAAGUACACGCGCACGCGAACGAGCUAGCGAGCAAACUUAUACAUCGCAUACCAUCGCGCAAACGCAAGUGUCGCUUACGGCCGUACGAUAUAUCGACUGCAUACGCGCACGCACGUACGUACGCACGCGGGAAUAUACGUAGACACGCUCGUGGAUACGGAUGAGGGAGCUCUAAGGAGGUGUACUCCAAUUCGCGCCAAAGCACGAAAUGUCAAGCGGUGCUGAAGGACACGAUCGCUUUGAACCGCUUCAGUUUCAUCUUUAAAACUUGUCUACCCCCCCCCUCUCCUUUCUGUUACCAUCGGCGGCUCUCGUGUAUCGUCGUCUUGACUCUCAAAGGGUUGGCGAUUGUCAUCGAGAUAGUUUGGUCGGUGUCGGUGCGAGUGUGGUGUUUAAAAUGCGAGAUUCCCCUUUCUUUUCGGGGAAUCGCAACGUGCACGUGCAAAAAAGUGAAGUGCCUCAGAGUGCAUGACCGAGUGUGAGGGUCGUUACUAUUUAACAUCGUUACCCGUGAUUGUUGUUCAUGCACCCGGCGGUUCUUGCGACGUGAUUUCGUGAUUGUUGCAGCGUAAGCAAUCUGCGAGUGAUAGAAAAGUCGAUUGGAAUCGUGGAACAAUAAUCUUCAAUUAAGUGCGAUAUCUUCAUGAGGAUCGAGAAAUACAGGACAGGAUUCGAUUCUUUGUGGAUCUCGAACUAUGAAGUUGAAGAUUUGGAAAACUAGAGGACUAUCGAGUUGAAGAUUUGAAGAAGAUUGGAGAACCAAAAAUAAAAAAGAAUAAUUUAGAAGAAAAAUAACGUGUUAAAGAAUGAGGCUUUGACUUUGAUAUCAUCGAUAAGUGUUUACGUAUACAAUUCAAGCAUUCAAGCGAUAAUUGGAGAACAGACGCGUCGGUUUAUCUGUGAUUCUCUGCAACUAUGAUAGGUGUCGGAUAUCUCUCGUACAGUUUGUUUCGCGAUUAUGGGUUAUUUAUCGAGAAGUUCAGGACAGUGAAGAAGUGAGUGAAGAUAAAACGUGACUUCUAACUGCGAUAUUUGAUAUAUUAACGUCAAAUUGACGUCUAAAUUGUCAAGGAUAUUGACUGUACUCCAAGAUUUUGCAUUUCUCAAGAAUAGAGACUGCUUCAGUUCGAGAAAUUGUCCGGCUGAAACGGACUGAGCUGAAUCCACAGUCGGCCCCGUCGUCGUCGUCGGUUGAAUCGCGUCUCACGGGUCGGAAACCGGCAGGGUGGUUCGAGGCGGGACGGUAGGCGCGGACGCCCUGGCGACUGCCGGGGUGGUUUACCCGGCCGCGACGGCGACGUUGUUCCCUGGCCGGGUGCCAGCCGGACACCACCACCCCGAGUUCACCACCACGUUGGAGCUGGGGUUCCCGGCGCGCGGCACCACCGCCUCGAUGGCGUUGGUCGCGCCGCCGCCCUCCUGGGCCUCGCGGGACCCCGGGGCCGCCCUGGGCGCAGCCGGCGGCGGUAGCGGUGGCGGCGGCGGGCCCCUUCAAGUAGGUCCGCCGCCGCCGAUGCCGCCCGCGCAUCUGACGCCCUCGGCUACGCCGGAGGAUAUUACCUGUCUGGUACCCGCCGGCUCAGUUUUGGCCUCGAGAGAUCCCUUGCCACCCAGCACUACCCCCGGCAGCCAAGCCAACAGCUCGCAGUCCGGCAGCUCGCAAACGGAUAAAUCGCCGAACAUCGAGUGCGUCGUCUGCGGGGACAAAAGCAGCGGCAAACAUUACGGACAAUUCACUUGCGAAGGAUGCAAGAGUUUCUUCAAAAGGAGUGUCAGGCGGAAUCUGACAUACUCGUGUCGAGGGACCAGAAAUUGUCCAAUCGAUCAACACCAUAGAAAUCAGUGCCAGUUUUGCCGCUUGAAAAAGUGCCUGAAGAUGGGCAUGCGCCGGGAAGGUAUGCACUCUGUGCAGAGAGGGCGAGUGCCGCCGUCGCAACCCUCGUUGCCGGGUUUGCCGGGCCAGUUCGCCUUGACGAACGGGGACGCGGUCGCGUGUGCCAGCCUAAACGGACACUCUUACCUCUCGUCGUACAUAAGCCUGCUGCUGAGGGCGGAGCCUUAUCCGACCUCGAGAUACGGCCAGUGCAUGCAACCCAACAACAUCAUGGGCAUCGACAAUAUCUGCGAGCUCGCGGCACGACUGCUCUUCUCGGCGGUCGAGUGGGCCCGGAACAUCCCGUUCUUCCCGGAUCUUCAGGUGACGGACCAGGUGGCCCUGCUUAGGCUAGUGUGGAGCGAGCUGUUUGUCCUGAACGCGAGCCAGUGCUCGAUGCCUCUUCACGUGGCGCCGCUUCUAGCCGCGGCGGGCCUUCACGCCUCGCCGAUGGCGGCGGACCGCGUGGUCGCCUUCAUGGAUCACAUCAGGAUCUUCCAGGAGCAGGUGGAGAAACUCAAGGCGCUCCACGUCGACUCCGCGGAGUAUAGCUGCCUCAAGGCCAUCGUCCUCUUCACCACCGACGCCUGCGGUCUCUCAGACGUAGGGCACAUCGAAUCUCUCCAGGAAAAAUCGCAGUGCGCCCUGGAGGAAUAUUGUCGGACCCAAUAUCCGAAUCAGCCGACGAGGUUCGGCAAGCUGCUGCUGCGACUACCGUCGUUGCGUACGGUGUCGUCGCAGGUGAUCGAGCAGCUCUUCUUCGUGCGGUUAGUAGGCAAGACGCCGAUCGAGACGCUCAUCAGGGACAUGCUGCUGAGCGGCAACAGCUUCAACUGGCCGUACAUAUCCACGAUGUGACACUCUGUCUGGCGGCAGCUAGCUUCCGCAUAAUAUUACACCUCGAACAGCGGUGUCGCGGCGCCCGACGAUGACCCGCGGGCUCGAUUCGCAUACGGAUAGAGAAGAGUCGAGCGUGGCGACUCCAGGAUGGACGACACCGCGAAUCCCGAAUAUGCUCGACACGACGCAAAGAACGACGGAACAGCGAGGGAACCCUGUCUUGCUUUUGUCGCUCGAAGUCGCCCGAGAAUCGACGCGUCAUUCUCGUCGAUCGUCGUCGUUGACUCGAUUAUGUAUCCGCGUUGCUUCGUUUCAACCGCGUGACGCGUUAAAGAUAUUUCUCUAUUGAUGACUUGUACUCGCGCUUUGCUGGACCGAUACGAUACUCACGGAUUAAAAUUUCAGUCAAAACUUAAGGAUUUUACUCGUACUCGACAAGUUAACAAGAGGACGCGCGUCGGGGACGGAAGCGAAGGAUUACGGAUGAAAUAGCGAGAUUGAGGAGAAUUGAGCGAGAUCAUUAACGGAGUUCAGUCGAGGGUGAUAGGAUAAUGCGCGUGAAGCGGCGAGAAAGGUGGGCGUGCGAUGAGGAGAGGAUUGUCUUGUUCGUUGGAGAAGAGGAAUUUUCGGUGACGUGCGAGGAAAGAGAGAGAAAGAGAAAGAAAGACGGGGGAGAAAAAUAUUUAAUAAAGACGUUGCUCAUUCAGAGAAUCGCGGAGGCGCCGAGUGGCCCGACAGCGCCCAGGAACAUCUACUGGGCGUUAAAACUUGGUACUCACUAAAGUGGUCGAGCCGAAAGAGAGGGAGGGAUUUUAUGCAUACAAGGAGCUCGUCAGUUAUUUCAUGCGUAUGUAUGUGUGUGCGUCGGUGAAAGAGCGAGGGAAAGCGAGUGAACAAGAAUGAAUGAGACGGAAAAAGAGAGAGAAAAAGAAAGAGAGAUUGAAAGAGAUAUAGGAGGUUUGAGGGAGGAGGGAUAGAUAGAUAGAUAAGCGUUUUGUUAUAUGAUAAAGGAUGAAAUAAAGAGUGAGAGGGGUGGAAGCGAGAGGGAGGACGAGCGUGGCGUGAAGAAGUCAUAAAUUAGCAUUUAUAAUCAACGAUGAGAGAGAGGGGAGGGAGAGAGAGAGCUGGUGGAUCUCCCAUCGCUAUCUCGAAUCAAUCUUCGCGUCGAGUACUCACUAUUAGUCGAGUCAUGCCAUGGGCCUUAGUCAUUCGUCUUGACGCCUCCUCUACGAGGCUGCGUUCUCCAAGUUCAUAGCCCGUGAAACAUUCUUUCGGAAAUAUCCCUUUCGGUCGGACGACGCUCGCGUCUGCACGCACACCAUAGAUCUAAAUUCCACAACGUCGCUUUCGUCGAACUUGUUCGUGAUUUUCGAGGAUUAUCAAACGGUAAGUCGCGAUUUCAUCUUGGUUAUUUUUAUAUAGCUAUGCGAUCGAAUAUCCUGAUUCUUCGAGGACUCUUCUAGAAUGUAGGAUCCUCUCCUUAGAACCUCAGAUGCGAUUUCAAUCAUUGUCUUAUAAUAAAAUAAUUUGUAAACUGU